Messenger RNA from Selaginella moellendorffii, 1568 nucleotides. Its product is annotated as erlin-2-B. Gene Ontology annotation, cellular component: endoplasmic reticulum; endoplasmic reticulum membrane. Bases 102 to 1145 code for a protein of 347 amino acids. Gene Ontology annotation, biological process: SREBP signaling pathway. NCBI's taxonomy places the organism in Eukaryota, Viridiplantae, Streptophyta, Lycopodiopsida, Selaginellales, Selaginellaceae. Gene Ontology annotation, molecular function: ubiquitin protein ligase binding; cholesterol binding. The record is from RefSeq and is a predicted model, not a curated record. The transcript has 9 exons.
ACAAGGCUUUUCUCUCUCUCGAGUGGAAACACUACGUGACAAGACCGUAUAAACGUUUCUUGUGUAAGGGACAAGGGUUUUUCCAUUCAAUCCAUUGGAUCAUGGACGCCACGAGAACGACGCCUUCGCCGAGGCCGGGGGCGGGCGGCCUGAGGGCGCUGGAGCUCCUCCCGCUGGCGCUCGCACUGGUUUUGGUCCCCAUCACUGUGGCCGGGACGAAUUUCGGCGUACUCCACCAGAUUCCAGAAGGUCAUGUUGGGGUCUACUGGAGAGGCGGUGCUUUGCUCAAGACUAUCUCCGAGCCUGGUUUUCAUCUGAUGGUCCCAAUCCUCACACAGUACGAGCCUAUCCAAGUUACUAUACAAACCGAUCAGGUGAAAGACAUUCCCUGUGGUACGAAGGGUGGAGUGAUGAUCUACUUCGAGAAGAUUGAGGUGGUGAAUCGUCUCAAGAAGGAGCUUGUGUAUGAAACUAUUCUCAACUACGGUGUGAGCUACGACAAGACGUGGAUCUACGACAAGAUCCACCAUGAAAUCAACCAGUUUUGCAGCGCGCAUUCACUCCAGGAAGUGUACAUUGAUAAGUUCGAUCAGAUCGACGAGAUCAUGAAGGACGCGAUCCAGCGAGACUGCACACGCUAUGCUCCAGGAAUUGAGAUUAUCGGUGUGCGUGUGACGAAGCCAACUAUUCCGGCAACAAUUGCUCGUAACUACGAGAGCAUGGAAGAAGAACGCACUAAGGUACUGAUUGCCGUCGAGAGGCAAAAAGUCCUGGAGAAAGAAGCCGAGACUCACAAGAAACAAGCUGUGACCGAGGCCGAGAAGGAUGCUCACGUCAGUAAAAUCCUGAUGGAGCAGCGCGUCAUGGAGAAGGAGAGUGCCAAACGGCAGCAAGAGAUCGAGAACGAAAUCUUCCUGGGCCGGGAGAAGAGCCUGGCUGAUGCGAACUUCUAUAGGGUGCUGAGGGAGGCUGAGGCUAACAAGCUCAAGUUAACUCCGGAGUUUCUGGAGCUCAAGUUUAUCGAGUCCAUCACCAACAAUUCAAAGAUCUUCUUCGGAGAUAAGAUCCCGAGCAUGGUCAUGGACCAAAGAUUGCUUGGCAGCUACCUUUCAACACUCUCUUCAAGUCCUAUCGACUCUUCCUAACGACAAUCCACAAAGUCCACCCAGUUCACGAGAAAAUUUUGGUAGAGUUCUCUAUCAUCCGUCUCUGGGGAGUGUCACGGUACGGAGAUCUCCUUCUCUGUCUUUGCUUUCUUUUCGUCAAAUUCGUGCUUUAGAAUCCAAGCUUGCAGACGCGGUAGCUCUUUGCUUGAUUGCGAGCCAAGAAUCUAACUGUAAACCGCAUUAUGGGAAAAACGAAAGAAAGAGAACCAGGUGGAAAGGAGAAAGGAGCUAUAGAAAUCUUAGCUCGCAAAUUAGAAGCUUCUCUCUCUCUCUCUCUCUCUCUCUCUCUCUCAUGCUCUCCUCAGCAUUACAUCACUCGUCUAAAACCAGCGCCGUGUUGAAUGGAAGAACUAUUGUUACCUUCCACCAAACUUUAAACAAAAGUCCUCAAUGGCUGCUCCU